AUGGCUGAGUUUGAGCAACUUGGCAUCCAGCAGUGGUUGGUGAAACAAUGCACGUACAUGGCACUUCAUAAUCCCACACCUAUACAGACGCUUUGCAUCCCUGCAAUCCUAGCGGGCAAGUGUGUCGUGGGCGGCGCGGCCACUGGAAGCGGCAAGACGGCAGCCUUUGCGCUUCCGCUGCUGCAGAUACUCGCAGAGGACCUCUACGGUGUAUUUGCUCUUGUGCUGACGCCAUCACGCGAACUUGCAUAUCAGAUCGUCGAUCAGUUUGUCGCCCUCGGCGCCCCGCUGCAAAUACGCAACGCUCUCGUCAUUGGCGGUGUGCCACACGAGCAACAGUUGGACGCGUUGAAUGGAAGGCCGCACAUCGUGGUGGCCACACCGGGGCGUUUGAAAUUCAUGCUGACCUCCUUCCCUGAAGCCCGCAGGGCCUUCUCGCGCCUGCGAUUCCUCGUGCUUGACGAGGCUGAUCGGUUGACGAGCGACGACAUGGAGGCGGACGUGGCAUCGGUUGUUGCGCUCCUCGGCCCUGCCCGAUCCACACGGCGCACACUGCUCUUUACCGCAACACUUGAGCGACGCCUCACACGCGUCGAGGACGACGGAUGGCUGCCGCGACUCGGAAUCACCGAUGCAUCGAAGCAGCUGGAAGUGUUCGCCACAAACACCAUAAUGAGUGGGGGAGGGAACGAUGACAAAAAAGAAGGCGAGGGAAGUGACACCACAACGUCGUAUGGUGUUUCGGACUCGCUGCAACAGAAGUACAUCUUUAUCCCCAACAUGGUGAAACUGGCGUACCUCGUUGCUGCCCUCCGAAACGCGGGACCUGAGCAGUCUACCAUCGUCUUCACCAACUCUUGCAUGCGUUGCGAAGUUGUUAGACUUGUGCUACAGCUAUUAGGUUUCCCUGUGUGCAGCCUCAACUCGAUGAUAUCGCAGAAGCACCGUCUUGACAACUUGGCUACCUUUAAGUUGGGCAUUGCGCGCAUUCUGGUCGCCACCGACAUCGCGAGUCGCGGACUUGACAUUCCCGCAGUGGGCCUCGUAUUGCACUACGACUUGCCGAAACAGGCGCCCACAUAUCUGCAUCGCGUUGGCCGCACAGCGCGCGCUGGUCGUGAGGGACUUUCGGUGGCAUUCGUCACAGAAUACGACGUUGAUUUAGUGCGACGCCUUGAGGGAAAAGUUAAUUGCACUUUGAGUCUCUGGAAAGCCAAGGGUGUCAACGAAAAGGGUGUGCUGAAGCUACUCGAUGAGGUUUCGGCAGCGAAGGUUCAGGCGAAGCUUCAAGUGGAGGAGCAGUUUGGGCGGCGCGUGGUGACACUGAAGGAACACGCCGCGGCUAAGAAGGCCCAACGGCUCGAGGAACAACGUGCAUCUAAGAAGGUUAUCUCCGGCAUUAACCAUAAAGCUGAGAUUUCGGUGGGUACUGCGUUGUUGGGCGUUGCAGACGAUGGACCAAUGGCUAACACUGUGGCGCAAAACACAAAGAAAGGACCGAAGAAGAGAAGUCGAAGCAUCGCGUAA
Messenger RNA from Trypanosoma grayi, 1527 nucleotides. RefSeq names its product putative ATP-dependent RNA helicase. NCBI's taxonomy places the organism in Eukaryota, Euglenozoa, Kinetoplastea, Trypanosomatida, Trypanosomatidae. Gene Ontology annotation, molecular function: nucleic acid binding; RNA helicase activity; ATP binding. The transcript has a single exon. The coding region runs from base 1 to 1527 and encodes 508 amino acids. The record is from RefSeq and is a predicted model, not a curated record.